UGUGGCACAUUGGACUGGCCCAUAAGCGUGUUUGUAUUUCGCUGUUUCAGGUUGUCUCCCCAUUUUUUCGUUUAGACCAAGCACAGCAGACCCCGCCAACACAAAACGGCUUCUUACAAGCACAUAGAGCUGUACGCUGAUACUAAUCUAAAACUAGUUCACUGUCCGGAACUAUGGUCAAUAUUGGAGCGGGCCACGACACGUGACGUCAUUCUCCACCUUCAUGUCCAGCAGAAGAAGCGUGAGUCGAGCUGAAAGUCUGAUUAUCUCCACACAGCGAGGCUGAAACCCGCUUCAGCAUUUCGGCAUGGGCAAGAAGAAGGCCACAGGCCUCGGGAGAGCCCUGAUUAAAGAGAGACUGGGCGCAGGCCGGACCAGCAGGAGAAACGAUACAUGGCUUCAUACUAGUGAACUGAAUGAUGGAUAUGACUGGGGACGCCUGAAUCUUCAGUCUGUCACAGAGCAGAGCUCUUUGGAUGAUUUCUUGGCCACAGCUGAACUUGCAGGAACUGAAUUUAUUGCAGAGAAGCUGAACAUCAAGUUUGUACCAGCUGAAGCCAGGACUGGUCUACUAACAGCUGAGGAGUACAAAAGAAUCAAGAAACUACAUGAAGACAAUAGGCAGUUUCUUCGUAUACCAAGAAGACCACAUUGGGAUGAGAAUACAAGCCCUGAGGUCCUCCAGCAAGCUGAAAGAGACUGCUUCUUGACAUGGAGACGAGAGCUGGCAAGGCUGGAAGAAGAACAGAAAUUGAUUCUUACCCCUUUUGAGAGGAACCUGGAUUUUUGGAGACAGCUCUGGAGAGUCAUUGAGAGAAGUGAUGUUGUGGUCCAGAUUGUUGAUGCAAGAAACCCUUUGCUGUUCCGCUGUCCAGAUCUAGAGAAAUAUGUAAAAGAAGUGUCCAGUCACAAGGUGAACAUGCUGCUUUUGAACAAAGCGGAUCUGCUUACCCGAGAGCAACGACGAGCCUGGGCCAGGUACUUUCAAAAUGAAGGCAUCAGAGCAGUGUUCUGGUCCGCCCUGGCUGAGGCAAAGAGGCUGGAUUGUGAAGAGAGGGGAGAAGAUGUGGGUGAAAAUGAGGAGCUAAGUGAUACAGAACAUAACGAGGCCACAGAGAUCUCCUCCGUCGGCCAUAGUAGAACUGAAACCUCGCCAGAGGAGAGUGAAGAUGAUGGUAAGCAUGCUGGUGAGGAUGAUGAAGAGGCGAGUACAGAACAGAUAUUUGAGGACUGUACUUCAGAAGCAGACUGGCAAACAUGCUCAGAGGCAUCGGGAGAUGAAGGGGAGGAAGAGCAGUGUAAAGGUUCUUCAGAUUGCUCUUCUUUUUAUAACUCAAGCCGUCUGCUGCGCAAAGAUCAACUGUUGGACAUGUUUAAAUCUGUACAUUCUGGACCCAGAUGCAAGGAGGGACAACUUACAGUAGGACUGGUGGGUUAUCCUAAUGUUGGUAAAAGCUCCACCAUCAACACCAUUUUCAGGAAUAAGAAAGUCUCUGUGUCAGCUACACCAGGACAUACAAAGCACUUUCAGACUCUGUUUGUUGAACCUGGACUGUGCCUUUGUGACUGCCCUGGCCUGGUCAUGCCUUCCUUUGUUUCCACCAAAGCUGAGAUGAUCUGCAGUGGGAUUCUCCCCAUCGACCAGAUGCGAGACCAUGUCCCAGCUAUUUCUCUCGCGUGUCAGACAAUUCCGCGAGCUGUGCUGGAGGGAACUUAUGGCAUCAACAUUAUUAGACCAAGAGAAGAUGAGGACCCUGACCGCACACCCACCUCUGAGGAGCUGCUAACAGCUUAUGGAUAUAUGAGGGGCUUUAUGACUGCACACGGCCAGCCAGACCAGUCUAGAUCUGCCCGCUAUGUUCUGAAAGAUUACGUCAGUGGAAAGCUGCUCUAUUGUCACCCUCCCCCUCACAUCAACGCUAAAGAUUUCCAGCCUCAGCACUUGAAGUUUGCGAUGCAAGACAUUAAGGGUGAUUCUGGCACUCAUGCUGUCAAGCCUUCCAAAGUCAAACGGAUUGAGAACUCUGUUGAUAAAAACUUCUUUCAUCAGGAGAACGUGCGAGCACUAACCAAAGGAGUCCAGAUGGUCAUGGGCUACAGGCCUGGCACCGGCCCUGUGGGGCAGGGAAAAGUUGACUCAGAACAGCAAGUUGGAAAGCCCUGGAAAAAGCACGGCAAUAGGAACAAGAAGGAGAAAGUAAGAAGACUCAAUAAGCACCUGGAUGCCUGAGUGCCUCCCUGUCCAGCAUAAAUUUGGGACUUCAGUAAAGGAGACACUUACAUGGAUCAUAUUUGAGCCUGUCACAGAUCAUGGGGAAUACAUUUUACUUCCUCUU
This is a messenger RNA of Pygocentrus nattereri (red-bellied piranha), 2336 nucleotides long. It is a transcript of the gene lsg1, whose product is annotated as large 60S subunit nuclear export GTPase 1. The coding region runs from base 308 to 2230 and encodes 640 amino acids. Gene Ontology annotation, biological process: ribosomal subunit export from nucleus. Lineage: Eukaryota; Metazoa; Chordata; Actinopteri; Characiformes; Serrasalmidae. Gene Ontology annotation, cellular component: cytosol. Gene Ontology annotation, molecular function: GTPase activity; GTP binding. The record is from RefSeq and is a predicted model, not a curated record. The transcript is spliced from 14 exons.